This is a messenger RNA of Suillus plorans, 768 nucleotides long. RefSeq lists its product as uncharacterized. Lineage: Eukaryota; Fungi; Basidiomycota; Agaricomycetes; Boletales; Suillaceae. The transcript has 4 exons. The record is from RefSeq and is a predicted model, not a curated record. The coding region runs from base 1 to 768 and encodes 255 amino acids.
AUGGACAAGCUAGCUACACGGGAAUCAAAUCGUCUGGUUAUCGAGGAUUGUCCCUCUCAGAGGCGGGGCAACUGUAACAAGCUUGGUUACCAUCUUCCCACAUCUUCCGGUCUUAACCUCCUCAUCCCCCUCGCUCAUCGCAAUGAGCGAAUCAACAAACUUUUUCACAACAUAGCUGAAAUUGACCUUACACCGCUGUGGGAUAUCAAGAAACUGGACGGACUCGGUCAACAAAGCACCACUGCGCUCGCGCAGCACCAAGAAUUGUCUGUUCCGGCAAUCGCAUAUAGAGUGGGCUCACUCCACUGUCCCGACAAAGGGGAAGAUAUCCGCCGCAUACCUGACACUACCAUGCCGGAUGACCCACGGUACAAGCCGGGAAAGCACAUUUCCCUAGACACCAAGGUGCAUAUCAUCCCGAGGCAUCAGCUUUCGAGACGUUUUGCUCUCAUGAUAUCUUUCUGCCGCGACUAUCGCGAGCUUCGCCACAAAGAUGCGUUUGGGUGCAUCAUCUCGACCGUCGUCUUUGGAAAUGACGAAUACAUCGGCUUUGAUGCGACGAUGAAGAUCAGAAAGCUUAAGCUUUCAGCGCCAUCUCGUCCUUCCCGUACUCCUAAGGGAUUGCGCACUCGCCGGAAGACUCAAAGUGUCUCAUCAUCAGAGGAUGAUGGCGUUCUCGAAUCGGACGAUAGCUCUUCAUCUUACUUCCCCCCUAAUCUAUUUUCUAGUCUCUACUUUAAGUCAGAGGAGGCCCAGCCUGACGUCUGA